AUGGCCGCGGCAGCCUCCUCUUCGCGCAUGCUCCUCGCCCACGGCGACGUCUCUCGCGACCUCGACUCGCUCCAGGAAGCCUUUGCUAACAUUCCUCGCUCCCGCAGCAACCUCGACCGGCUCGCGCCCCCUCGCAACCACCGCGAUACUUCUGACUUCUGGCGCCCUCCUUCCUCCAUCUACUCCGUCAACGACAACUUUGUCUCCCCCCUUUCGCCAGACUUCGCCGACGUGGCUGCCUCGGGUAAUUACGCCUCCGCCGCGGCGGAAGUCUCCCCCCCGAGCUCUCCUGAGCCGGAAGCUCACAGAGACGGGACCCUUAUGCAGCACCGCAGUGUCUCGCCCAUGACCGACUCUCCCCACAUGUCGCAGCAGCUCGAUGCCGGAGCUGAGCACGGCCGUCCGGGCCAGCAGCCGACCCCGGAGCCUCAGCAAAAGACCAACAUCCCAAUGAUGCGCCGGGAGCGUCGCAAGAACCAAGAGGCCGCGGCUCACACGCUCCGCGAGACCAAGUCCCAGCAGCGCCUGCGGAUCCAGCGCGAGACCAGGUGGGAUGACAUGACGGGCGAACCCACGUCCCAGGACACGGGCCGUGCGGGCCAAGUCAGACCACAAGAGUACGCCCAGGAAUUCGGGGCGAAUCAGCCUUUCGGUAAGUCGCCAGCCGCUAUGAGGGCCAUGCAGAACGCACCACAGGCGCAUCAAACUUUUGGUGACCGGCUGCGAAGGUUAAGGCCCAGCGGCGGGAACCAGAAGCAGCAGCCGCCGGCCGAAUCUGCCACUGCUGUUGAGGCCAUCGACGAGCGCCCGCCUUGGCGCGGCGCAAGCGGACGGACGCCCAUCGUCAACCCAGUCCGUGACACCAAGCCCGCAGAACCUCUCAACAUCCCGCCCCAGGGCACGAGACGCGCUGCCGUUGGGCCUCGGCUGCCCAUCGCAGGUGUCGGUUCACCACUGUCCCCUGUCAGCCCCUCGAGAUCUGAAACGUCACCGCGCUCAAGGACGCCCACAGUCAGAACCAUCAUCAGCGCUCCCCGCCAGCUGACUGCUUCGCCCUCCGUGUCCUCACCCUCGGCCACUCGAACCCCGCCUCCCGCACAGUCCUCAUAUCCCAGUCCUCCCAACUCGGGCGCGGGCGUCCAAUCGCCCGUACAUGCGACGCCCGAAGCCACUACUGACGCCAAUGUCGCGACCCGACAGCCUGCACCCUUGCAUGGCCUACCCUUCGCCCCUAAUGCAAAUCUCGGCCGCGACAAGGCCAUCCGGAGAAAGCCUCCUCCCGUCAACUCGCAGCCUCUGCAUGCACCGAAGCCGUCAUACUCGUCGAGCGUCUACUCUGACCUCACCAUCCAAGCACCAGACAGUCACGAAAUCUCACCUCCUCGUGCUCCUGCAGUAGCCCAACGCGAAGCCGCCGCCAGAGAUAACGACACCGCGGGUCAGCCUCCCUCGAGGUUCAGCGUCACGACCUACGCCGCCUCGACGCAGGAUACACCGCGCGAAUCUGCAGACACGGAUCGGCCCCCGGUUCCGUCACUACCAACUCCGCCUCAGCAGGCCGACGGCGUCAUGAACCGCAAGCGUCCGCCUGUCCUCAACUCCCCGAGCCCUUCGAUCAACCCCGACGAGCCCUUUGUCAUCUCCUUGUCGUCCCCUUACAUGUCGGGCGCCUUUGCCGAAGACACCUCGCCGCCUCCUGCCCGAACACAACUCCCCAGUCAGCAGCAGCAGCCGUUGCCACGGACCAGCUCUGCCAGCUUGUUCAGCAACUCGAGCCGCCCCGAUUCGGUCUGGUCCACUAGCAAAGCCUUGCCGCCGCCUCCGACCGAGAUCUCCAUGGUCAACGACCGCGUUGGGUACCUCAACGCCCGGCUGGAGUCGCUGGGCAACCGUCGCAUCAACAUCAACCAAGCCAUCAAGCAGAUGACGGAGCUGAUGCCAACCGACAGCAUCCUGGCGAGCGAGGCCGUCCUCCGUAAGCGCGAGGCCGAGAAGCGCAAGGUGGAAUCCCUCAAGGUCGAGCUGGCCGAGGUCCAGCGCGAAGAGUACGAAAUCGGCCUCAAGCUGCACCGUGCAUACAAGAGGAUGGACCGCAACGCAGAGUAUGAGCCGACAACGCUCUGGGUGAGGAGAGUUACUGGCUAG
This is a messenger RNA of Colletotrichum spaethianum, 2145 nucleotides long. RefSeq lists its product as uncharacterized. The transcript is spliced from 2 exons. The record is from RefSeq and is a predicted model, not a curated record. The coding region runs from base 1 to 2145 and encodes 714 amino acids. Lineage: Eukaryota; Fungi; Ascomycota; Sordariomycetes; Glomerellales; Glomerellaceae.